Molecule: messenger RNA, 1500 nt
Organism: Rubroshorea leprosula
Lineage: Eukaryota; Viridiplantae; Streptophyta; Magnoliopsida; Malvales; Dipterocarpaceae
Source: the annotation of a GenBank genome assembly
AAUUAAUUAAUUAAUUAAUAUCCUCUUAGCUAAAAGAAGUAAUUUAUACAUGUGGGCAGUAGCAGUUUUUCUUUUAAAUUUGUGUUUAAAUGGACUUUCUAUCGAUCCACUGAUAGGAAUGUCAACGGGGCUCCGUGGGAUCAGGGAGUGCCUCCCCGUUCUCGUCCCCGUCCCCGUGAAUGGCGGGGACGGGAUCCCCGCGGGGAUUUUUGACGGGGAGCAGAUUUUGCACCCCGUCCCCGUUCCCCGCAGGGAUCCCCAUUCCCCACCAAUUAAUAACAAAUGCAACAAGCAGAAAGCAAGUCCGGCGCAGUGCAGCAAGCAGAGAGGGGUCUGGCACAGUGCAGCAAGUAGAGAGCAAGUCCGGCUCAGGCAGCAAGUCCGGCGCAGUGCAGCAAGUCCGGCGCAGUGCAGCAAGUCCGGCGCAGUGCAGCAAGCAGUGAGGGUCCGGCACAAUUCAGCAAGCAGAGAGCAAGUCCGGCUCAGUCAGCAAGUCCGCAAGCAGCAGAGAGCAAGCCCGGCACAGUGCAGCAAGCAACAGAGAGCAAGUGCAGAGACAAAGUUCAGCAGUCAACAGGAUGAACUCCAGCAGAUCUGCAGGCUGCAGCUAACAGCUUUGACAGCAGCUCUAGGAGCAGAUCUCCUCAUCUUGACAACAUCACUUUUGUGUGCUGUAAAUCCAGGCCAGACCAGAUCAGACCAUCUCAGAAUGGAGAACUUGCUGGGUUUGCUGAGAAUUCAUGUCAAGAGAGGGAUUAAUCUUGCUGUCAGAGAUGUCACAAGCAGUGAUCCUUAUGUUGUUAUCAGGAUGGGCAAGCAGAAAUUAAAGACUGGCGUCGUGAAGAAGAACAUUAAUCCAGAGUGGAAUGAAGAUUUAACUCUUUCUAUUUCAGAUCCAAUUCUUCCAGUGAAGCUUGCGGUGUACGACAAAGAUACAUUCAGUCUAGAUGACAAAAUGGGGGAUGCAGAGUUUGAUAUUCGACCAUUUCUUGAAGCUGUGAAGAUGCACUUCGUAGGCGUCCCAAAUGGUACCAUAAUCACAAAAAUACAGCCCAACAGACAAAAUUGUUUGGCUGAAGAGAGCUGCAUUGUGUGGUCUAACGGCAAAGUUGUUCAGGACAUGUUUCUGAGACUGCAAAAUGUGGAGCGUGGUGAAGUUGAGCUCCAAUUAGAAUGGAUAACUGUCCCCGGUUCCAAGGGCCUCUAGAUCAUGCCUGCUUUCAUUCUUAUGGCGCUGCAAAGGGACUUCAUGCUGGAAUUUUUCCAUAUUUGCUGGAGAAUAGUGACACUAAGCUGCGUUAGUCACCUCUCUCCUCGCUAUCUAUCUAUAGGCAUGUCAAGUACUUAACCCAGAAUGUCUUUACUUGGGUUCUCAUUAAACAAGUUUCUAGUUUUGUAUCAGAAAUUUUCCGAUCUCGAACUUAUAUAUGUAAACUGAUUGUGUUCGUGGUUGAUUUGAAUUGUUGUUGCAAAAGAUAUGACUAUUACCCUAACUUAAUU